CUCUCGCUGUGAGACGCGACGAAUUCCAAUAUCGCACACCGUCAACGCAGGCGUAUCAGCGUACCGAUACGCUAUUGUGUAACUACAACAACAUAUCUAAGCUUUGCGGCGCUACAUCGAACUGCUCGGGGCGCGCGCGCAGCGAACAAGGGGCAGCCCCAGCCGAGGCGUCACGCGAGCGCUGCCACUCGCUUCCGAGGCUGCGACCAAGCUGCGACGUCGGCGGGCGAUCCGGGCGAUCUCGCGAGCAUCGGUGGAGUCAGCUGACACGGCUGGUCACGUGCGCCACCGCCCUCCCUCCGCUCGGCCGGCUCGGCGCCAGGAGCCACCUGAGCCACCGCUCAAAAAGUAUGAAAACAACACGGCCAAGUCCUUUCCUGUUCACCGACGAGAUGACAACAUUCCAGCUGCUGUGCUGCUUCUUGCUGAUGGCAACAUCAGGCAACGCUUUGGAGUUGGUCACGUCGACGCGGGACAUGCUGAUCCCUCUCGGGAGCCAAUCUGGAUUCUACGUUCACCUCGACCAAGCGUCGAACGAGAGCGUUGAGGUGCACGCGGCCGUAAAAGAGGGAUGCAGCGCGGUCACUCUGCCUGGGCCAGCGUGGAUACCCGUGGUGGGAACCGAACCCGCCUGGAUCAAUGUCACGGCUGUAGGAGCUGGACACGCUACCGUCACGCUCAACACAUCGCUGCCUAAUGUCAGCACGGCCGACUCGUUCGUCCACGUCGAAGUCUUCAAACUAGGCUGGCUGGAGACCUUGAGCGACGUUGUGGGCUGGAUCUACUUCUUGGCCUGGUCCGUAUCUUUCUACCCACAGAUCUACCUCAACUGGAAGCGAAAGUGCGUUGAAGGACUGAGCUUCGACUUCGUUGGGCUCAACCUGACUGGAUUCCUGGCCUACUCGUUCUUCAACCUGGGCAUGUACUUCAGCCGCGUCGUUCAGGAGGAGUACCGUGAGCUGCACCCGACCGGCGUCAUCCCGGUGGAGUUGAACGACAUCGUUUUCGGCCUCCACGCUGCGCUCGCCACCUUCAUCACGGUCGUGCAGUGCUGCAUCUACGAGCGCCGGGGUCAAAUUGUCUCGCUGCCGGCGCGGCUGCUUCUGGCCGUGGUGUGGGCGGGAGCCGCGAUCUUCGGAGUGGUGACGCUUGCCGCGGGAAGUCACUGGAGCACCCCGUGGCUAUUGUACCUGUACUACUUCUCCUACUGCAAGCUCGUCAUCACGCUCACCAAGUACCUGCCUCAGGCCUACCUCAACUACGUGAGGAAGUCCACGACAGGAUGGAGCAUCGGCAACAUCCUGCUCGACUUCACCGGAGGAAGCUUGAGCCUGCUUCAAAUGUUAAUAAUCGCCUACAACUACGACGACUGGACGUCGCUGUUCGGCAACGUGGUCAAAGUGGGACUCAGCCUGAUCAGCAUGGCGUUCGACGUGCUCUUCAUCCUCCAGCACUACGUCCUCUACAGGAACGGCAGGGUGGAGAUUCCAGACCACCAAGACAGCUAACGCCGCUGUGUUAUAGCCACGAGGUUCCCUAUCGGGGCAUUACGCGUGGAUACCGAUGUUCCUCGGCCACGACCGGCGCGUAUCGCGGCGAUCUUAAAGCGCGGGUUCAGAGUUUGACCGCUUCGGAGGCGUACUAGUCCUAUCGAAUUAGAUAUUCCGGAAACAUGAUAACCCAUAGGAAGCCGGGAUUCAGGCACAGGUGAAGUCCCUCCGUUUUAGAUCGAACCCAUACAUACCCUCAUUCGCAGUUCUUAUCACUUUUUCGCGGCUUCAAUUAUCUCUGUCAGUGGGAACUUGGAUGCGACGGUUCAGCUUCUGGGCCCGUAUUCACAAAAGCGUCUUGCGCUAAAAAUUUUUCGUGAGAGAAUAUUUCAGCCAAUCACAAUGUUUGACAUAUCAUUAGCGAAGCCCGCUGAACGAUGGGAUAACGCAGUUACGAAAGAGAAGUUUUGUGAAUUAGACCCCUGAGUUCGUGUUCGCAAGAUUGCGCAAGUACUGUCCGUGAUCGACUAUCGCCGUUUCGAUCGUCGUUUUAUUAUCCCCGUCGGCGGUCGCUAGUGGCAGUUUGCCCAAGGACCGACUAAUUAAGAAAGAUUUCUGCGCAAGAGAGAGAUCACAGUUGUGGCUCCGAGCGCGCGCUUCUGCCGUGUUAGAGGCAAUAAAGCUCCAUGGAAUGAUACGACCCCUCGUUGAGCGUUCGAUCGGCGUUUCUCGUGCAAACAAACGAACACGUGUACAUUUAAGGAUAAUACAUAAGGACAGCAUCAUAUACCUGCAUUCCCCAUUACUUCGCGCUGGGAAAGAGUAUAAGAUCGCUCGCCGGAAUGGCACAACAGGGCUUGCACGGCAGACAAAGGGUUUGCAGGAAGAUUAAGACGAAGUGGUCAGCAGUGGGCGAUCGAGGGAGGCGUCAGACCGGAGCCACUGUUCAGACAAGGAAAUCCGUAUGCUUUAAGGUUUCCAUUGCUUACGCGAGGGCGUCCCCUAAGAAAUUAACGGCAUAGGGCCACAAUUGUGUCAAUUGUUUCGGUGUUCCCUUUGAGUUCGUGAGCGGAGAAAAGUAGUGCAGAUGUUUCAGACAGUACACAGUAGCGCGAACAUUCAUGACGUGAGCGUAGCAUAUAUAAGCAGAACUUGCACGAGCCAAAACGCAGGGAACAACAACUCGUGCACAUGAAAGGUUGGCGCUAUAUGCAAGUACACACUGCGAAAGCAGUAGUUGUGGAUUGCCUCGCGAUGCCGCUCGCGGUAUACGGACGCACUGCCAUGCCAACUGAGUUUAGCCACAGGAUGCUGAACUUGUAGAGCGUGUGCCUACCUAUGACUGGAUUUCCAAUGUGCCAAACUCCUCGGGUGUAUCGUUAAAACGCAGUUCAUCAUGUGCAUGUGGCAACUGUUGUACAUAGUUACUAACGGAUGUCAAUUUGUGGUCACCGGCCUGCGCCUGUCACCUUUACGAUGCUCGGCAUAGGCUAAGGAUUGCAUGUAAUGUACUGUGGCUUUCCGCUACACGACCUUUCAUUGUUUCGGUACUAUGGAGUGCUGUAACGUAGCGGUCGCGUUGCCGACAUCUUGAAGAGGUCCUGCCAUGGUACAAAGUGUAUCUCACCUUAUACACGUCGCUACUGUGAUUCCGACUAGAAUGAUGCCUCAACUAAGUGGUGACUCCUCAACGAAAAAAAAAAAAAACUGAAAACAACAACAAUAAUGUGUGCCUUCUGAAGUGGUCACGGAACGUGACUUCAGCAGGCAAUGUGCAGCAGUUCAUUCGUUCUUCGCUACUCCCUCGGCCUUAAAGCUUAAGUCGAGGGCACGUCGCCUAAAGCUGAUGACUUGCCUUUAAUCAAGGUUCAUAUGAAAGUAUGUGCGUGCUUGUGAAAUAAAAGUGAAUGUGCAUGUGUGAU
This is a messenger RNA of Rhipicephalus sanguineus (brown dog tick), 3412 nucleotides long. RefSeq lists its product as uncharacterized. Gene Ontology annotation, molecular function: L-cystine transmembrane transporter activity. Gene Ontology annotation, cellular component: lysosomal membrane. NCBI's taxonomy places the organism in Eukaryota, Metazoa, Arthropoda, Arachnida, Ixodida, Ixodidae. The transcript has 10 exons. Gene Ontology annotation, biological process: L-cystine transport. Bases 351 to 1508 code for a protein of 385 amino acids. The record is from RefSeq and is a predicted model, not a curated record.